UGCCCGCGCGGAAAUUUAAACAAGUGCUUAACUCCAAAAUGUGAUUUCCCUUCCUGGAGACAUUCAAAAAGUUACGAUCAUGUUGCCGUUCAAAAUAAUGUUCCGUAUUGUCCAAAUUGUGUUCUUAACACUUAUUAUUAUGUACUUCAACAAUAUUGUCAAGGGUCAAGUCCAAGGCGAGAAAAUCCCGAUUGGCGUGGUCUUUGAUCAGAACACGGAGGAAAUUCAGAAUGCCUUCAAGUUCGCAAUGGUGCAGCAUUCCAACCCCAACAGAACACGGCUUGACUUCCAACUGUACGUAGACAUCAUUAACACGGCGGAUGCUUUCAAGCUCAGCAGGCUCAUUUGUAACCAAUUCGGUCGUGGAGUGAUAGCUAUGCUGGGCGCCGUAACUCCGGACUCCUUUGACACUCUGCAUUCGUACACCAACACCUUCCAGAUGCCCUUCGUAACCCCAUGGUUCCCUGAGAAAGUAAUCCCACCGUCGUCUGGUCUCAUAGACUAUGCAGUGAGUAUGCGGCCGGAUUACCACAAAGCCGUGAUCGAUACUAUCACCUUCUACGGAUGGAAAAACGUCAUUUACAUCUACGACUCUCAUGAUGGGUUGCUUCGUCUGCAGCAAUUAUACCAGAGCUUGCAACCAGGGAACGCCACGUUCCGUAUUUCGAACGUGAAAAGGGUGACCAACGCUACUGACGUCGUUGAAUUCCUCGGAGCCAUCGAGCGUCUGGACCGCUGGACUAACAAAUACGUGGUGUUGGACUCUUCCACACAACUGGCUAAAGACGCCCUGAUCCUACACGUACGCAACAUACAACUUGGACGCAGGAAUUAUCACUACUUUCUUAGCGGGCUGGUGAUGGACGACCGUUGGGAAAAAGAGGUCACUGAAUUCGGUGCCAUUAACAUAACUGGAUUUAGAGUCCUAGACUUUUCAAGAAAAGUCGUUCGCGACUUUAUCGAUGUUUGGAAGAAGGAUUCUGUCUCGGCCCAAGCUGCGCUGAUGUACGACGCUGUACAAGUGCUUGUAGAUGCCAUAUUGCGACUCUUGCGCAAGAAGCCGGACAUUCUGCGUGGAACUAUGCGUCGCAACGCUAACAUAAACGCCAGCCGUGUUAUCGACUGUAACCCGAAAGGAAAAAUCACACCAUACGAGCAUGGCGACAAGAUAUCUCGCAUGAUAAAGAAGACGGAGAUAGAUGGGUUGACGGGCGUCAUCAGGUUCAAUGAAGAAGGUCACCGACGCAAUUUCACCCUGCAAAUAAUGGAGAUGACAGUCGAAGGAGAUAUGAUUAAGGUGGCGACUUGGUACGACGACAGGGGACUGGUACCGGCUAUCCCGAAGUUGCAGCCUCUCAACAUCCCGGGUAUUUACGAUCGCAACAAGACGUAUAUAGUGUCCACAAUAGAGGAACCCCCCUACAUUAUGCGAGAAUCGGACUUCGAGGCCGGGCCUAACGAUCCGUACAAGGGAUUCUGUGUGGACCUAGCCAAAAUGUUAGCCGAUAAGUUGGAAAUCAAAUACGAGUUGCGCUUGGUCAAAGACGGUAAAUACGGAAACGAGAAUCCGAAAAUAGUUGGAGGAUGGGACGGAAUGAUCGGAGAACUUAUAAGGAAGGAAGCAGACAUAUCCGUCGCUCCCCUCACAGUCACCCUUGAAAGAGAAGCCGUGGUGGACUUUAGCAAACCAUUCCUGUCUUUUGAUAUCAAACCGAGCAAAAAAGUGACUAAAGACUCCGGGGCAAUAUUCAGCUUCCUGCAUCCUCUCUCCAAAGAAAUCUGGUUGUGCGUCAUAUUCAGUGUGUUUGCUGUAAGCGUGGUUUUAUUUCUCGUGUCGAGAUUCUCGCCUUACGAAUGGCGCGUGGUAUCUUAUAGCGAUACACCAUCCUCUGAACAAGCAGAUGUAUCCAGCAACAAGACUACGGUCGUCAACGAAUUCAGCUUUUGGAAUUCUAUGUGGUUUUCGUUGGGUUCCUUUAUGCAGCAGGGUAGCGACAUUACACCCAGAUCCUUUUCGGGAAGAAUAGUGGGUUCUGUUUGGUGGUUUUUUACCUUGAUCAUGAUAUCGUCGUACACAGCAAAUCUGGCAUCAUAUCUAACGUUGGCUCGAAUAUCAGAACCCACUCAGUCCUAUGGAAAAAUUGCCACUUGUCCUGAGGAUACUAUUAACGCUAGAGGUAUUGCUGUACCUCAGGAUGACACAGGUGAUGACCACGGAUGGCUAGCAUAUCUGCUUGAUCGGUCGGCAACUAGCACAACCGCAAUCAAUAACAAGCCCUGUGAGAUGCUAGUGACGAUCACAAAUUCCGGAGUGAAGGACUUCGCCGUUGCUAUGCCAAAAGGAUCCAAAUUGCGGGAUGGUGUCAACCUCGCGCUGCAAUCACUUAAAAACGAUGGAGAAUUGCAGUCGCUUAUACGCAAGUGGUUCACUAAAGCUGAAUGUGAUUUGGCUGAUGACGACCUCAAGGGAACUGAACUUACGUUGAGUCAGAUGGCAGGCCUGUUCUAUGUUUUGGUCGGUGGAUUAGCAAUAGCUAUGGCAAUGGCGCUGAUGGAGUUCUGCCAGCAUGGACGCCAAGAAGCGGCGCGAGCUAACGUACCGUUGCGUGCAGCUCUCACCGCAAAGGCUAGACUCGCUUCACGCGUGGAGCGCAAAUCAUUGCCGCAGCGCACCCCACAACGCGAACACGACCGCUUGCCAUGGAACGGAGGAGCAUUCGCAGGGCAAUAUUAUGCACCGGCCAACCAGAUCAACCAGGAAGAGACGGCGUUGCAUGCGAGUUUCACGCAAGUGUGAUCGUCAGCCCGGGACGCAGGUACCGUGCGCCGGGCGUCCCACUCCAAACAGCUGUCCAGCUCGGUGGACCUGUAUCAACUCUAAGUAUCAGGUUUAACAGCAAAGGAAUGGAACUGGUAUGUAGGUUAUUUGGAAAAGUAUACCUUCAGUUAUCCUAUGGUUACUUUAUGAAAAUACAUGUAGAUUUUUUCCUAAUUAAUCCACAUUCACGCAAUCGUAUUUUUAAUUGACCCCUCACUGUGUCUCUGUCCAUUUUUAUCAAUAGCGUAGGUAUUCCUUUCGACCCGUAAUUGAUUUUUCUUUUUCACAAGAUGAAUGGACAAAAGCAUUUUAGGGAAAUUGAGUUUGUAAGGGAAUUGGAAAGGGAUUUAUUAGAGCUAAGGCUAGAUAAUACAGUAUUACAUACCACUGAAACUCUUAGCAUACUCAGACAGUGAACCUUAGUAAGUAGAACGGUCAUACAAGACGCAAGUCAGUAUUUACCGCUAUUGUCGUUUUAUCAAGUAAACAACCCCCUUCCACAUUAUUGUUAACUACUACAACUAUUUUCCAUAGAAAUCUAGUGUUCUAAGUAUGUGAAAAACGUAAUUUUUAAUUUUAAUAUUUCCCGAACUAUAUUAUGUACCGAGUAGAUAAACAUCAGGGUCUUAUAUAACGUGUUUAGUAAGUAGGUGAAAACUUUUUCAAUUAGACAAAAUAAUUCAACGGUCUCUAAUUGUAAAAGUUACCUGUUAGUUAGCUAAAGAUAAACGUUAAUUAUGGGUAAGUUACCGAGUGCCCGGCGCAGUGCCCAUCCUAAUUAACGGCUCCGCUGACGACCCGGCAAACCAAUUUGUUAUACAAUCUUUUUGAUCUUUUACUUAUAAAUAAGAGUAAACAUCCCCCGAUUUGCAUUAAUAUCUGAUAUUUAAUAAACAUCUCAAUGUUAAAGUAGGUUCAUCAUUAUAAUAAAUAUGUUACGUAAUCGGUGUAUGUUACAAUAAUUAUCUUUAAUUUUGACUUGAUUCUAAGGAAUCUCCGUAGAAUAAUUCUUGUAUCUGGAAACAGCAAUUUUAAUAACUGAGGGACAAUUGGAUUGGAUGAUGUCAUUCUAAAAUAUUAUAAAAAUUUAGUGGAUAAGUAUUGGUAAAUUCGCUGUGUGAUAAUGAUACUUUUAUCAUUAGGUUAAGUAGACUGUACUGCUCCUGACGAGUAGAAAUCACGACUAAUUUAAGUAAUUUUUAUAAGUUCUUCCAUUAAGUAAAUGUUGUUUAUUUACCCUGUAGUAUACCUUUAUUUUUAGUCAAUUGUUAACAAUAUUUUAUCAUUGAAAUAGUGGACCAUUUUUCCACUUACCUGUACAUACUCUCGUUAUUUCACUUUUAUUUAUAGGAACUCAUUUGAAUUAAAGUUGUUUUCUAAUGCUAUUAAAUUAAGAAAAAUGCCAAAGGCAUAUUUGUACUUAACUCGUAAGUGAUUCAUAUCAAACAACAGUUACAUAAUGUCUGUAAUACACGUCGAUUGAACUACAAAAAUGAUUUAGCAGAUAAAUUAUCUUCCUAUUUAUUAGCCAAGCACUUAUAUAA
Molecule: messenger RNA, 4362 nt
Organism: Pectinophora gossypiella (pink bollworm)
Lineage: Eukaryota; Metazoa; Arthropoda; Insecta; Lepidoptera; Gelechiidae
Product: glutamate receptor 1-like
Exons: 18
Coding region: 80-2797 (905 amino acids)
Biological process (GO): modulation of chemical synaptic transmission; synaptic transmission, glutamatergic; monoatomic ion transport
Cellular component (GO): plasma membrane; postsynaptic membrane
Molecular function (GO): transmitter-gated monoatomic ion channel activity involved in regulation of postsynaptic membrane potential; glutamate-gated receptor activity
Source: RefSeq, a predicted model, not a curated record